Molecule: messenger RNA, 2990 nt
Organism: Alosa sapidissima (American shad)
Lineage: Eukaryota; Metazoa; Chordata; Actinopteri; Clupeiformes; Clupeidae
Gene: ecm2
Product: extracellular matrix protein 2, female organ and adipocyte specific
Exons: 10
Coding region: 787-2988 (733 amino acids)
Biological process (GO): positive regulation of cell-substrate adhesion; extracellular matrix organization
Cellular component (GO): extracellular matrix
Molecular function (GO): collagen V binding; protein binding; heparin binding
Source: RefSeq, a predicted model, not a curated record
UUUAUUGUAAUUUUUUUUGAGGAACACAUUCUGUUAAAAAGGCACCAUGCUUCCAACCCCUCACUCUCUCUUCCUUGCAGAAACAAACAAAAUGACCUCUCUCUCUCUCUUCCCUCCCUCUCUUCCAAAUUAGAGUGCCAGACAGUUGACGGCAUGCUUUAAGACUAAUGUAUCCUCCCCCUGAAAUGAGAGAGAAGGGGCCGGCUUCAAGCUUUAUUGGGAACACUGUCUACCAAUGUGGUUCAAAAACGUUGAUACCAUGGUAUCCUUCAGAGAGCUUCCAAGUCAGUUUGCACAAGCCCCGAGGUCUCUCCUUAACGUCUGAGGAAUCAUUACAUUACAACCAUAGCUUCUCUUUUAACUGGAUCAGUAAUGACAAGCCAGGUGGCACUUCUUUAGCUGACUAGAGUGCCCAGUGUCUAAAACCUAGUAAUUAGGUCUCAGAACAUCAUCAACCUCCCCCCAAACUCAGGGCACCUACACCUCUGUCACCAGUGGCUAUAUCUUGUAACUGACUCCCUCUUUCUCUGAUCGUGGCUUUUGAAACGGUCUGACUUCAAAAAAGUUCUCUAAGCAAGUCGUGGCUUCCCCAUUGUGAGCGAGCACAGUCCUGUCUGUUUAAACAUUUAUCAGCACGGCAGCUGAGCAGACGCCUUCUGUCUGCAAGCGGUAUUGGCAAAUCUCCUCACAAGGCUUGGGGGAAAAACGGAAAUAUUUGGCCUCAAGAAAAAAACAAAACAAAACCAAAAAAAAAAACGCUCUGUCUACAGACCACUGAUUCUUGCCAUGAGACUGUGGGUUCUACUAGCUCUCUGGUUCAUUGUUUGUCUGAGCCUCAUUCUGGCUCAGAAGCAGCAGGUGUCACUUGCCCGGGGAAAGAGGAGAAGGGGCGAACAGAGAAGAGGCAAAAAAGUCAUCUCCAGUCAAUUGGCCCGUCAGGGUGGCGUGCCAGUUCUCAAUGAUGCUGGGACAACAAUUUUCCUUAAGUCAUACAAAAGCGUCAAUGAACAGGAAUCCAACUACAACAUCAUUCCAGGGAGAAGUGGACAAUGUCAGUACAUGGGCAUUACCAUGUUUGACAAAGCUGUUUGGUCGCCUAAGCCCUGCGUCACCUGCUUAUGCUCUGAGGGAUCAGUGGUGUGUGAUGAAGUCGCAUGUCCAAUUCUGCGCUGUCAACUCCCCUACACACCCACUGGAGAGUGCUGCCCAGUGUGCAAAGACCAUGUGCUUGAUGUCCCUGACUUUUCUGGCGAUUCCCCAGUGUCCAAUGACCCUAGUGAGCCAGACCUCUGGUUACAGCGCACACCAGCAGAGAUCGAAGAGAUUCUAAGACAAGAGGAAGAGGAACACAGGGAGGAGGAAGAACGUCUUCGCAGAAAAGAUGAAGAAAAGAGGAAAAACAAGAAGAAAAAGGACAGGGAGGCAGCUGAGAGGAAAGCUCGGGAUGAGCUGAGGAAGGCAGAGGAGGAGAGAUGGCUGAGGGAGGAAGCAGAGGCUGCAGAGGAGAGGAGAAGGCGACAAGAGGAACAGAGAAAACAUGAGGAGGAAAGAAUGAAGACAAUGGAGACAGAACAAAGACUGAUGCUUAAGGCAUUAGAGGAGGCUGCUGAGAGAGCAGCUGAGAGAGCCUCAGAGAGGCAAACGGAUCAAGAGGAGGAGGAAAAUGAGGAAAUUGAGUGGUUGAGGGGUGAUGUCUUUCAAAUGCCCCCAUUGGAACCGACAGCAGUAGGGCUUCCACCUCUCCCGCCCUUAAGUGAACCAGUUGAACCCACAGAUGAAGAGGAGAAUGAUGACGCUGACAGUGAGGAAGUAGUGAUUCAGAGUACACAAUCUCUUCCCAAGGGGUGCACCAUAUCUGAUGUAACUGUUAACUGUGACAACGCAAAACUCUCCAGCAUCCCACCCCUGUCAAUCCCUGAACUGAAAUCUUUAAGUCUAGAGGGUAAUGAUAUCACAGCAAUCCCAGCGGGGGCCUUUAAUGGUAUUCCCAAUCUGGAAUGGAUAAACUUUGGCAAGAACAAGAUCACAUCUCAAAACAUCGACCCACAAGCAUUCAAGGGCCUGAAAUUACUGAGUCGUUUGUACAUGGAUGGAAAUCUCCUUGAAAAAAUCCCUACUGCUCUUCCUUCAACACUGCAAGAACUGAAGAUCAAUGAAAACAACCUUUGUGAAAUUAAUGAAAACAGUUUUGCGGAACUGCACAACCUGAUUACUCUGGAAAUGGAAGGUAACGUGUUGAGUGAGAGUAAUGUGGAUCCUCAGGCCUUCAUAACUCUGACUGGACUCUCCUACCUGCGUCUAGGCAGGAACCACUUCCGCACUAUCCCCCAAGGCCUGCCCCCUUCGCUGCUGGAACUUUACCUGGAGAACAAUGUGAUUGAGGAGAUAUCUGAGGGAGCUUUCAAUCAGACCUACAACCUGAAUGUAGUAGUACUGAGACACAAUAAGAUUGAUGAGUCUCGCAUUGCACCACUGGCCUGGAUAAACCACAAGACCCUGGAGUCAAUAGAUCUCUCCUACAACAACCUAUAUCUUGUCCCAUCCUUUCUCCCAAAGUCCCUUCUCCACUUAGUGCUUGUUGGGAACAAGAUUGAAAGGAUUCCAGGGUAUGUGUUUGCUCAUAUGGACCAAGGUUUAGAGUACUUAUAUUUGUCCUACAACAAACUGGAUGGUGAGGGGAUCGAGCCGGAGUCCUUUAUUGGCUGCCUCCAAUCCAUGACUGAGCUCUGUCUGGACCACAAUCAAAUCACUAGUGUCCCUAAUGGAAUCAAUGAGAUGACUUCACUACACUUUCUUAGACUCAACAACAACCAAAUAAGGAAUAUUGCUGAGGACUCCAUCUGCGAUCCCAUCAAUGAAGAAGACUCGCAACUUGUGGCACUACGCCUAGAAAACAACUACCUGGACUUACGAAAAAUUCCACCCACUACAUUCUCCUGUGUCAGAUCCUACUCCAGUGUUGUUUUGAGGCCACAGAAGAUUAAAUAAAA